AGCGAUCGAUAACAAAAAUGAAAUUCUUUGUGCUGUGCUCCCUGCUGUCCGUGCUGCUGCUGCUGCUGGUUGGCAGCGCAUGCUGCUUGCCACAGACCCGUGAGGGCGCCGCGUACACGAACGAGGCCAUCCGGCAGGCGCAGCAGACGCUGCUCAUACCCAAGGAUGCGCAGAUCCAGAACGUGCAGGAGGGCAUCGAGCUGGGCGCCUACGAGCAGAUACCCGGCAAUCAGCGCAUCAAUCUCUUCGAUAUUCUCGGCGAUACGGUGCCCUCGGAGGUGAUAAACAAUCUGCAGUCGCAGGUCGAUCAAAUUGGACGCAAUUAAAUUUAAAUCGCAUUUGGAUGCACCUUUUUGUUAAGUU
Drosophila montana is the source of this 363-nucleotide messenger RNA. RefSeq lists its product as uncharacterized. NCBI's taxonomy places the organism in Eukaryota, Metazoa, Arthropoda, Insecta, Diptera, Drosophilidae. Bases 18 to 326 code for a protein of 102 amino acids. The record is from RefSeq and is a predicted model, not a curated record. The transcript has a single exon.